Molecule: messenger RNA, 1774 nt
Organism: Hylaeus anthracinus
Lineage: Eukaryota; Metazoa; Arthropoda; Insecta; Hymenoptera; Colletidae
Product: proclotting enzyme-like
Exons: 5
Coding region: 1-1629 (542 amino acids)
Biological process (GO): proteolysis
Molecular function (GO): serine-type endopeptidase activity
Source: RefSeq, a predicted model, not a curated record
AUGUCGUCGGUGACGAUGGUGCUAGUGCUCGUUGUGCAGACGGUCAUGGUGAUCUUCGCGAUCGCCGACGUGACCUGCGCUGAUCCUGCGGCCAGAUCUGUAAUCCUUGACCCCGCGAGCGACGAGACCUGGGCAAACGAAGAUGACACGGUGAUCAUUGAUGCUGGCGGCGCUUCAAAUGUACGAUUCGAAUCGAGGGACAGCCGUGGUAUCCUCUGGAACGGAAUUUCGUCUCGCGAGUCCUGCCUGACGUCGAAGGGCGAGGUUGGUCGUUGCGCCAGCUUCAAAGAGUGCUAUCCAUAUUUCAAAAUCCCUGAUCUGAGCGCCCUGGACGGUUGGGUCCUCGGAGUUUACGACACCUGCAGCUACGUCCGAGAGUCCGGUCAGACGAGCUUUGGAAUUUGCUGCUCCAACGUACUUCCAGUUGUUACGCCACCUUCGGACAACGACGAUAAGACCAGUGUAGAAGAUGUUCAGGAAACGGAUAAGGGCGAAAAGAAAGACCCUGUAACCGUGAAACCAAAGCCACAGGAUUCCUGGCCACCGCAAAUACAAGGUUCCUGGCCACCACAGAUACCGACGCAUCCACCUGACCACACCGUGCCACCGUUACCCACCCAUCCACCGUAUCACGAAUUCGUGACGAUCUCCACGUUGAAACCAGUUUCCACCACGAAAAAACCCACCUAUGGAACCACCUGGCCGACCAAGAAACCUGGCUGGUGGCCUGGUGCACCGACGACGUCGUCCACAACCCAAAGAUCCACCACAGGGGGAUUUCCUAGCGCGGUCUCGUCUCAAUGUGGAGCGAAGAACGGUAUUCAAGACCAGGAACGCAUUGUAGGUGGUCAGAAUGCUGACCCUGGCGAAUGGCCUUGGAUCGCGGCGCUCUUCAACUCUGGUCGGCAAUUUUGCGGCGGGUCGCUCAUCGACGAUAAACACAUUCUCACCGCAGCUCAUUGCGUUGCCAACAUGAAUCCGUGGGACGUGGCGAGGUUGACGGUUCGUCUCGGCGACUACAACAUCAAGACCAACACAGAGAUCAAACACAUCGAACGACGAGUGAAACGAAUAGUCAGACACAGAGGAUUCAAUCUGCGUACCCUCUACAACGACAUCGCUCUCCUGACCCUCAGCGAACCCGUACCGUUCACGGCUCAAAUACGACCCAUUUGCUUGCCAAGUGGUUCCCAGCUGUACUCUGGAAAAACUGCUACCGUUAUCGGUUGGGGAUCCUUGAGAGAGAGUAAGAGAGAAAGAGUUUGCAGAACUGCUCCAACCUCUGAACAGAUAUAUAAUAUACGUAUAUUGUUAUAUUUAACUCGUCAAGGUGGCCCGCAACCCGCGAUACUUCAAGAGGUUUCGGUACCAGUCUGGACCAACUCCGAAUGUAAACAGAAAUAUGGUGCAGCAGCGCCCGGCGGUAUCGUGGACAGCUUCUUGUGUGCAGGACGGGUUGCAAAAGAUUCUUGUUCGGGUGACAGCGGUGGUCCCCUGAUGGUCAACGAUGGACGCUGGACGCAAGUGGGUGUCGUCAGCUGGGGUAUCGGAUGCGGCAAAGGCCAGUAUCCAGGCGUUUAUACGAGAGUAACGCAUUUCCUGCCCUGGAUCAACAAGAAUCUGAAGUAGAAACGAGCAUGUUAAAGGAGAUGCAUACUCCUUUCGCUCGUUAAAGUAUUUCGUUUUGGUCGAUAUCAUUCUCACCGUCAUCCAACAACGCGAUACAUCAUCAUGUAGGAUAACGAGUCCUUGUACACGCGUAACGCUAACAUUC